This is a messenger RNA of Sinocyclocheilus anshuiensis, 1961 nucleotides long. Its product is annotated as rho-related GTP-binding protein Rho6-like. Gene Ontology annotation, biological process: small GTPase-mediated signal transduction. The record is from RefSeq and is a predicted model, not a curated record. The transcript has 5 exons. Bases 198 to 896 code for a protein of 232 amino acids. Gene Ontology annotation, molecular function: GTP binding; GTPase activity. NCBI's taxonomy places the organism in Eukaryota, Metazoa, Chordata, Actinopteri, Cypriniformes, Cyprinidae.
GCGCAUUUCUGGGGCAGUGGAACUCGAGCGCGAGCAGGAGAACGCGGCGCUGAUUGGACAGCAGAGCUGUAUAAAUUGCCGCAGUGCCGUAGUUCUCUCUUUCGUGGAGAUUUAGUCCAAACCCCAAUGCGGUCUGAACAAACUGCCCAGGGCCGUCUUACGAGAGAGCCGUCGCGCACAGGACCAUCUUAUUUACAAUGAAGGAGAGAAGAAUCAGCCAGCCUUUGGUAAUGCGUUGUAAACUGGUUUUAGUAGGAGACGUGCAGUGCGGGAAAACCGCAAUGUUGCAAGUCUUGGCCAAAGACUGUUAUCCUGAGACAUACGUCCCAACAGUGUUUGAGAACUACACAGCUGUACUGGAAUUAGAGGAGCAGCGCGUGGAGCUCAGUUUAUGGGACACGUCAGGUUCACCGUAUUAUGAUAAUGUCAGACCUCUCUGCUACAGUGAUGCAGAUGCUGUUCUGCUCUGCUUUGAUAUAAGUCGUCCUGAGACUGUUGAAAACUCUCUGAAAAAGUGGAAAGCCGAAAUCAUGGAUUUCUGCCCCAGUACUCGAAUAAUCCUAGUCGGCUGCAAGACGGACCUGCGAACAGAUGUUUGCACACUGAUGGAGCUGUCCAAUCAGAGACUGACGCCCAUCUCCCAUGAGCAGGGCACCUUGCUGGCGAAGCAGGUAGGAGCAGAGGUGUACCUGGAGUGCUCUGCAUUCACAUCGGAGAAGAGCAUCCACAGCGUGUUCCGCUCAGCGGCACUAACAUGCCUUAACAAACUGCAGCCCCCCAUAAAGCAAAGCCCCACUCGCCGGCUGUCCAAACGCCUCCUUCACUUGCCCAGCAAAGCGCAGCUCCUGACCUCCUCCUUCAGCAAGGAGAGAACCAAGAGCUGUUCCAUCAUGUGAGCUCCAUGUGCACCACUCCAAUUCCAGAAAGAAAAAAAAAACGUAUUUUUCGCUCUUCGAAAAGGUUGUUUGGGGGGGGGGUUGAGAGAAGGGGAGGUCAUGACCUUUAAUGACCCCUCCUCCCUCUCUCUACACUCAUGUUGUUCUUCUUCCAUUCUGACACCCCACCUGCAAACACACUCAUCACAACGACAGAGAGCUGCUGCCAUUGUUUAAGGUUUUCGGCUGUUACACAUCCUCUUUACCAGCCUUUACAUGAACUGCAUUUUGUAUCAAUGAUCAAUCAGUCAGUCAAAGAAGGAAAUGUAGCGAAUACUGGACACUGUCAGAUAUUUUUAUGGGUAGUUAGCGUGGGAAUGUGGGUUGAGCUGUGAACGUAAUUUAAUAUUUAAAGGAAGAGGAUGUGUUACACAGUACGCACUUUAGUGAACAUGGAUGUGAUUGUUAAAUGGAAAGUGAGAGGAUGAUUGAAUACGGGUUGGCAUUAGUUACGGUUUCAAUACAGAAUUAUGCUUUGCUUGUAUUAGCUGGCACUGAUCUACAAUGUGAGAACUCAUGCAAGCACGAGGGGAGGAGCCAAACAAGAUUUUAUGUCCUCCUGAAAAGGUGAACAGUGUUAUAAAUCUGCUAGAUGAAGCAUCCAAUCACAUUGGUACAUCCAGAUGUAUUGGACAUGCUGACACACUCUUUCACUCUCUCUCUCUAUCUCUACUGUAGUCCUUCAUGCGCUUUCUGCCCCUAGAUAACAGGUCAUAAAUCUCAGCCAAUGAGGAGAAGCCCAGCAUCGCCCGGGCCAUUUCUCAAUAUAGAGCAGGAGUUAUUGCCACAAAGACCCCUUCCAGAUGUUCCAACCGUUCUUUUUUAGAAAAUGAGAUCUUUCACUGAAGUAAUUUUAGAGAUGGACUGGAAAGGUCAUGGGGGAUUACUAAGGGACACUGCAGUCCACCAAAACUGAUCAAUGUUGCAUAAGCGAGAAGAUAAUUUGAAUGUUCCAGUUGACUUUUCUUUUACAGUAAUCUGCCACAACACCUAAUUCUCAAAAGGCCUGUAAAUAACUGAUUCUCU